Messenger RNA from Monopterus albus (swamp eel), 1354 nucleotides. RefSeq names its product purine-rich element binding protein Aa (gene puraa). The transcript has 2 exons. Gene Ontology annotation, molecular function: RNA polymerase II transcription regulatory region sequence-specific DNA binding; purine-rich negative regulatory element binding; DNA-binding transcription factor activity, RNA polymerase II-specific. Gene Ontology annotation, biological process: regulation of transcription by RNA polymerase II. The coding region runs from base 226 to 1317 and encodes 363 amino acids. NCBI's taxonomy places the organism in Eukaryota, Metazoa, Chordata, Actinopteri, Synbranchiformes, Synbranchidae. The record is from RefSeq and is a predicted model, not a curated record. Gene Ontology annotation, cellular component: nucleus.
UCAAACCAGGGCACUUGGCUCAGGUCUGAUGAUAAAGCGUGAUGAUGGCUCUCCUGACUGGGUGUGGAAUGAAUUCAUAAAACAGAUGAUUGUUAGAGAUAACUGGUGGAAAAAAAAAACUUCUUCACAGUUGCACCAAGGCCAGAAUAUAAAUGAAACGUGGCCGGUGUGAACGCGCCCAAUGCUUUGUAUGGACCAAAGGCCUAUAAUCGGCAGUGGUUUUUAAUGUUUUAUUUUUUUAAUGGAUGUUUUGAUGACUACUAUUUUAAAUCCCCGUGGAGAUUUUGCAUCUUAAAUGACUUGAAGUUAACCAAAGCCACAGUGCCCAUCAGGGAAAGACACAGUCGGGUUUUAUACGCCUUCUCUGAAACCUCUCGGGAUCUCGCGAGAGCUCCGGUGAUCGCCGUAGCUGGUCGUGGCUUAGCAGCAGACAGAGGGAGAAGGCAGGCAGGCAGCAUCAUGGCGGACAGAGACAGUGGAAGGGAGCAGGGAGGAGCAGCCACGGGCCCAGGCUUCGGUUCCAUGCACCUAGCGACAGGAGGGGCGGGCUCGGCUUCCGGGCUCCAGCAUGAGACACAAGAGCUGGCGUCGAAGCGGGUUGACAUCCAAAACAAGCGCUUCUAUUUGGACGUUAAGCAGAACGCAAAAGGCCGCUUCUUAAAGAUAGCAGAAGUCGGGGCCGGUGGAAACAAGAGCCGCCUGACUCUCUCCAUGUCCGUGGCGGUCGAGUUCCGUGACUACUUGGGGGACUUCAUCGAACAUUAUGCCCAGCUGGGUCCGAGCAACCCGGGAAUGGUACAAGACGAGCCCAGACGAGCACUUAAAAGCGAGUUCUUGGUCCGAGAAAAUCGGAAAUACUACAUGGAUCUGAAAGAGAACCAAAGGGGACGAUUUCUGAGGAUUCGACAGACCGUUAACCGGGGGCCCGGUUUGGGAUCCACGCAAGGCCAGACGAUUGCUUUGCCUGCCCAGGGACUUAUUGAGUUUCGUGACGCUUUGGCUAAACUUAUUGACGAUUACGGUGUAGAGGACGAACCUGCAGAGUUGCCCGAAGGGUCAUCAUUGACUGUGGACAACAAACGCUUUUUCUUCGACGUCGGAUCCAAUAAGUAUGGUGUGUUCAUGAGGGUAAGCGAGGUGAAGCCAACGUACCGCAACUCAAUUACGGUACCCUAUAAAGUGUGGUCUAAAUUUGGGAAUACUUUCUGUAAAUACGCCGAGGAGAUGAAGAAGAUCCAGGAGAAACAGCGGGAGAAAAGGGCAUGCGAGCUGCAGCAACAAGAGGAGAUGCAGGCGGACGAUGGAGACGAGGAUUGAUAUAUAGAGAGCAAAAAAAAAAAAAAAAAACAAAACA